Molecule: messenger RNA, 2634 nt
Organism: Diprion similis
Lineage: Eukaryota; Metazoa; Arthropoda; Insecta; Hymenoptera; Diprionidae
Product: syntaxin-6
Exons: 6
Coding region: 248-1108 (286 amino acids)
Biological process (GO): Golgi vesicle transport; intracellular protein transport; vesicle fusion
Cellular component (GO): endomembrane system; SNARE complex; synaptic vesicle membrane
Molecular function (GO): SNAP receptor activity; SNARE binding
Source: RefSeq, a predicted model, not a curated record
ACGAUCUUUGUAAGGGGUAAACGUCAAAAUCGAAUAAAUAGUCGUCUGCAGUGGCAGACGUCAUAAUACAGGACAGAUGAGUAGAGUGGGGUGCGAGCAAGUGUCAAUUUGAUUAUUGUUGUAUGUUUGAUAACAGUGCGGAUUACAGUCUGUUAUUUAAUACCGAUGAUUGAGAAAUUGCGCUUAAAAAUUUUUGAGGGUGCCACGGGGAGGCGAGAAGGGCCACCCUUUUAAUUCCGGGGAAGGAAUGACGCUGGAAGACCCCUUCUUUGUCGUCAAGGACGAGGUGUGCAAGGCUCUAAACAAAACACGAGCAUUAUACGGGCGUUGGACAGAGUUACAAGAUGGGUCGAAUGCAACAUCAACUCCAACUGUAGUCGGAGGACUUCCGGUUUCGCGUGAAGAACUUGAGUGGACGACCACGGAAUUGCGGAACGCUCUCAGAUCUAUCGAGUGGGAUUUAGAAGAUUUAGAGGACACGAUCUGUAUCGUAGAAAAGAAUCCAAAUAAAUUUAAAAUCGAUAAUAAGGAAUUAACUAUCCGAAGAAACUUCAUAGAACAGACUCGUGAGAUGGUUAAGAUUAUGAAAGAAAAAAUGAAUGUUAGCAGAGGACGAGACCGCGAUCAUACCGCUAGACAGCCUCUGCUGGACAACAGUCCGGCAAGAGUUCCCGUCACUCACGGAACAACAAAGUACAGUAAGCUGGAAAAUGAAAUGGACAGUCCUAACAGGCAGUUCCUUGAGGACACGCUACAGCAGCAAAGCACAAUGAUGCAUCAACAAGACGAGCAGCUAGACAUGAUUGGAGAAAGUAUUGGUACUCUGAAAACCGUGUCUCGUCAGAUAAACACCGAGCUAGACGAGCAAGCUGUAAUGCUAGAUGACUUUGGAAAUGAGCUGGAAGUAACGGACUCAAAAUUGGACGCAACAAUGAAGAAAAUGGCAAAAGUCCUUCACAUGAGCAAUGGUAACUAUAACAAUUACAUUCCUGCUCCUACCACCUCAUCGUCUACAGCAUCCGACCUUAUUUCUAAGCCUUCCUCUUUAUCCUCUUUAUCCUCUCUAUCUAGUACCUUAACAAACUGUUUCUUGUGUUCCGCAGAAUAGAAUAUUGGUAAUAGUGUUCUGGUCAUGUAAACAUAAGCUGCAAAUCCCUGUAAUUCUUAAUUCUCAUGUUGAUGUACGCUUGAUUUAACAAAAAAUUUCGAUUUGAACGUAACAUUUUGCAACAAAGUUUGAAAAUAAAAUUAUAUUGCAACAACAGCAGCUUAUGUUCACAUAAGUAAUAUUCAUUAACCUGUUCAGUCUGUGCAGUAUCACUUUGCACAAUUUUAAUUUUAAUUUGGUGCAUCACAAGGUCACGAGAGAAAAAUACGCGGAAUUUAGAAAAAUUUGUGAAUCUAAAUUAAUUUAUUCAGGACUGAACGGGUUAAUGGUACGACAAAGAGUUUAUAGUUUACAACAGAUUAUCCUGAUUAAAUAGUAUUUUCCGUGUCUAUAAAGUAUACACGUAUAUUGGGGGUGAAUAUAUGAUUGAAUACAUUGAAAUGAAUGCAUGUAUUCCAUUUACAUGGCAUAGUCUUACUCAAACGAAACACUUUGGUACACACAGGCUACCAAUUUCGACAGUACUCAGAAUUUGGUUUUUAGCCAUGUUUCAAGAAAGUCACCCAAGUUUAUAUUUUUUCUAUCCCUUGAUGUUGGAAUGUAUAACAUUGGAUUAGUUAUAAACUCAAAUCUAGUUUUCAUGGCGAGUACCGUCAAAAUCAGUCACCAUGCAUCUAAAAAAAGUGUCCUGUUGCAGCAAAACUAUUUCACAUAUGUGUAAAAAAAAUCCUCUAUCUAAUAUGUGCUUUAGACAAUAAUGUACUAUCUAUUUGAUCAAAAAAUGGUAAAGAAGAAUUAUAAGGUAACUUUUUAAGAGUUUCAACUAGUUAAAACUAUGAUGGUAGGUAUUUUAAAUACUGUCAUCCCAAAGGUUGUGUCAAUAUAAUUACCUAUUAGGCUGUUGUAUGUACAUUGUACAUAGUUACCACCAUUAAACGUCAGAGAAAUAUUGAACGGGAUGUACACUUGAGUUUUCCUUUAGUAAGAGUAAAAUUAUAUGUAGAGGAAUCAGCAAAUAGCAUCAAAUUUUCUGUACUGCAUAAUGAAAUAAUGUCACUCGUAUACCUAGUCUAACAAGAUCUGAAGUUAAAAAAAAUUUGUAUACAUAUAGCAUAGUAUUACAUUAGAUAUUAAAAUCGUGUUGUUGACAACUACUAUGAUUAUAAUACAUAUGUUAUAAAAUUGUUGUAGAAUCGGUUGAAGCAUUGAUUCUGAACUUGUAGAAGUGUAGAAUCUCAGCUGAUUAUUCUGUUGUUGGGGCAUAGAAAAACUUACUUGUAUACCUAGAUGAACAGAUAAACGUUAAUAGUUCAUUGGAACCAGAUGUUAACCAUUCUAAAUGAUGUUUUUGAGAGAAAGUACACAUUCAAUCCAAAUAUUCGUAUUUGUGUAAAGAUUUUAGAAAACUGUAACCAGUAGUCAUUGAGGCAAAGUGAAAAGUAAUUCGUCUUAAUUGAACACCAAAUGAUUAUAGGUAUACGUCGCUUAGUUGCAUCAUACUCCAGACUACAUAUUCAUGUAAAUUA